AUGGCAGCCGUUUGCCCGAUUUGCUUCGAAGACGAUGUUCAGCCUGUUGUGUACGCCACCAUGCACAACCACAGCUGGCAGAACCGACAUUGCGAUGCUCAUGGCAUCUGCUGGAACUGUCUGAACCGCUAUGUGGAGAUGCAGAUUCUGGAGGAGGGCCGGUUCAACCUCAAGUGCCCCGGAAUCGGUUGCAACUACCGCCUCCUCCCCCUCGAUGUGGAGAGGGCCUUGGCGGCAUCAGAGCCGGAACGCCAGCAGGUGGCGCUGGAGCGCUACGGCAGCAUGCGCAGCGCGAGCCAUGAACAGAGACUUCGGGAAGUCGCCCUUGGAACAUCCGGGCCUUCCGAAUCUUGGCUCCUCCAGGAAUGCCAGGCAUGUCCUCACUGCCUUUCAUUGGUUCGGCGGGAGACUGGCUGCCUUCACGUCUUCUGCCGCUGCGGCUGCGACUUCUGUGCCGGCUGCGGCAGUCCCGACGACUGCCUUUGUGCUGCGCUGGACAAGGACCGCGACGUCGUCUUCGCAGCAUGGCUCCGAAUUUCCCCGGAUUCACCCGUUGCAUGGCUGAGGGACAUGCCCAGCUCUGACAUGUCGGAGGAGCGGCUGUUGGGCACGUUGGGCUUCUUCCUUUGGAUGGCCUACCUCCCGGUGGAUCUACCCUGGGUACGUGCCCUGGAGGAGCCGGAGCAUUCCCUCCCGCCCCUGCGCUGGCGAUGGUGGUUCGUCAUGACCGAGGAGGAGGCAUUCAACAGGGAGGCCUUCCCGGAGAUCUUGCGCAACCCACUCGGCUCUUAUGGCAACCUGGUUAACGGCGACGAAUCCGAGAACUGGUUCCAGCACUAUCGGCGCGUACCCCGUCGGCCCUGGCGUCUCUUCGCCACUCAGCGCUGCUCUCGGCGACAGGACCGCUACCACUACGCGCCCCGGCCUUGCAAAGACGUCAGGCCUGGGACCGGGGAUGCAGCUGCGCCCGAUCGUCGCCGACGGCAGCCGCGAGCUGUCUCGACAGCAGCUGCUGCUCGCAAGGUGCAAGAACAGCGCAAGCGCCGGCAGCAACUGCGCAGCCGCUUCAGGGAAGAGCUGGUGCAGAUGGACUGA
Messenger RNA from Symbiodinium sp. CCMP2456, 1095 nucleotides. NCBI's taxonomy places the organism in Eukaryota, Dinophyceae, Suessiales, Symbiodiniaceae. The record is from the annotation of a GenBank genome assembly.